Bactrocera oleae (olive fruit fly) is the source of this 1321-nucleotide messenger RNA. RefSeq names its product protein late bloomer. Lineage: Eukaryota; Metazoa; Arthropoda; Insecta; Diptera; Tephritidae. Gene Ontology annotation, cellular component: membrane. The record is from RefSeq and is a predicted model, not a curated record.
CCCGCAAAAUUAUUUUAGUUGAUUUGCGCGCUUCACAGCGAAUGAGUUUGACGCCGUCUAUCGGCAGACGGUCUCAGUUCAUUGCAAAUGGGCACGCGUAAAACCUCUACUACGUCGAAGAAAGGAGAUCAAAAAUAGAUUUAAAGCUAGCAAAACGAUUUUAGUAAAUGAAAAUAAACACAGUGCAAAUAAAAUUUGUAUCGAAAUUUGGAAAGUGUGAAAUUAGUGCAAAUAAACAAAAACCAAAAUUAAUUAUUUAAUAAAAAAAAGUGUACAACAAUAACAAUAAGUAAACAAAUGCGCAAUGAUUUUCGCAACACCUUUAAUAAAGCACAUGUACUUGUGCGCCAACACGCUCUGCUUAAUCGUCGGUCUGAUUAUGGUGCUAUUGUGUGCGCUCUUCAUGGACUCCGUACAGAAUUUGCAUUUGAUUUAUUGUAUACUUGGCAUAAUGGCGGGACUCCUAACGGCUCUGAACUCUGUGGUUGGCUAUCGGGCCAUAAAGCCACCGAAGGCUGCAUUGAUGUGCUUUUAUAUUUCUUUUAAGUAUUGUGCCUUGGUUACAAUUAUAUUCGUCACACAAAUGUAUAUCGUAACGCAUUUCGAAGCGACGAGCAUAAUCACGACCACAGUCGAAGCCGUAGAGUUGCUGUGGGAAAAAGAAUUGGUGAAAGAAGGUCCAAUGGCUGAUAUCGAAAGUCGGUUUCAUUGCUGCGGCCUGCAUAAUUCUAGUGACUACACUUCUAUAAAUUUACCACUACCUGCUAGUUGCUUUUAUGACGAGAAUGACGCCUGGGUCCACUAUAAUGAAGGCUGUUUAGAGAAGGUGCAAUUUGCCGCUGGAAGAGCGAGCAAUGCGUUAUCUUACGCUGGCUAUACACUGGCUGUAGCGCAGCUGCUGGCUUUGAUAUUUGCAUUCGUAUUGAUAUUAAUUUACCAUCGAGCUGGAGAUUAUGAAACCUUAUAGUAUAUACAAACAUACCCAUCUAUGCAACAUCCUUUUUUAAGUAGUCAAACAAAUUUUUUUUUAUUAAAAAUUGUUUAUGUACAAUUCUAGUAUACAUAUUUACAAUAUAAUAUUUUGAUACUAAAUUGUAAUAAAUUCAAAUGAAGAUGGGUGAAAAUAGUCGCGUGUUGUGAUUUUACAAACAUAUUUUAACAAAAACAGUUUAUUCAUGCUUAUAUUAUGUACUAUAUAUGUUUAUACAACAUAUCUACAAUUAAUUUAAGAUAACCUAUAAUUUGUUGGUACUAGUAUAUAUGUAUGUAUAACAGUAUUUUCGAAUUUUUAUAUAAUACACAUAAUUUAAAUAGAAAAAAA